Messenger RNA from Arabis nemorensis, 381 nucleotides. Lineage: Eukaryota; Viridiplantae; Streptophyta; Magnoliopsida; Brassicales; Brassicaceae. The record is from the annotation of a GenBank genome assembly.
AUGAGUUACGUUAAUACUAAAACCCGAACCAUGUUAGUGCUUGUUGUGACACUUUUAAUGGUGAUUGCAUAUCAUGAGGGAGAAGCCAUAGUGUGUUCACAGGUAAAUAUGUUCUUAGCACCAUGUUUGCCUUAUCUAAAAGCUGGAGGAGCUCCUUCUCCACAGUGCUGUGGCGGACUUAAUAGCCUAAAAGCCGCUGCACCCGGGAAGCCCGAUAAACAAGUAGCUUGUCAAUGCUUGAAGAGUGCAGCUAAUACAAUCCCCGGAAUCAAUGAUGACAAUGCCAAACAACUCCCUGCUAAAUGUGGUGUUGAUUUGGGGGUUCCUUUCACUAAGACUGUGGACUGUAACAGGUACGCUAUUGCAAUUUCUUUCUGCUAA